This is a messenger RNA of Procambarus clarkii (red swamp crayfish), 1608 nucleotides long. Its product is annotated as galactoside 2-alpha-L-fucosyltransferase SEC1-like. The record is from RefSeq and is a predicted model, not a curated record. Lineage: Eukaryota; Metazoa; Arthropoda; Malacostraca; Decapoda; Cambaridae. Gene Ontology annotation, biological process: carbohydrate metabolic process. Gene Ontology annotation, molecular function: galactoside 2-alpha-L-fucosyltransferase activity. Gene Ontology annotation, cellular component: membrane.
AUGAAUGCAGAAGGCCGCCUGGGCAACAACAUCUGCCAGUAUAUGUCUCUGGCCGUCAUCAGGAAGGUCUUCGGCGUCCGGGCUGCAAUUACUGAACAUAUGAACAGUCAACUUGGGUCAAUCUUCCCCAAGCUGAGUCUGCCGGUUGAAAACCACAAGUGCUUCCCGGGCCACGCUGCACAAGACACCUUCAUCCAGCUGUACAAGAAGCUUGCGGCCAAGACCCCAAGCAGAAGUAGAGCGAUGUUUGACUUGCAGCUGCAACAUUACCCCCUCAUGGAGUCUGUUUAUGUCUCGGACUACCCGUGCCCGGCGCAUCUACUCCUUCCCCUAAGGGACCAAUUUCGUCACGAGUUCGCUUUCUCAGAGAAAGUUCUUAAAACUGCAAGAAUUGCGCUUGACGAUGCAGUUAAGAGAGUUUACACUGACUCCUCAGCAGUCAUCACAAUAAUUACGGUCCACAUUCGCAGGACCGACUACCUCAAACACGUCAAGAACUUUUAUAAAGAAUAUCCCGUAGAUAUGAUAUAUUUUCAUGAAGCAUUUAAUUUCUUCAGAAACAGGACUGACUUUCCGGUAUUCGUGGUGACCAGCGAUGACCCGCAGUGGUGCAAGACCAAUCUUAUUGACCACGAUGUUGUGUACGCUGGGACGGACCCUGUAGUGGACCUGGCCUUGCAGUCCCUGGGCGACCACCAUAUCAUUACUGAUGGAACCUUUGGCUUCAUCGGCGCCUUCCUUGGGAGAGGCAUCAUCGUCUACCCUUACCCCAAUGGCUGGCCUCUCUACCCUUGCUUCAACUCCUCUAUCCUUCAACCCAUCACCAGGAACAAUGCGACCUUCGUAACCCCUCAUGUGUCAGUAUUGGUACACUCUGUCACACUUUAUAUGCUACUACAGCAGGUACAAUGUUGUUAAUAUAUCCAGUUAUCCCACACCAACCUGUACCAGUGUGAGAGUGUGCACUCUCAGAGCAAAAACUUAUUGAGUGAUGCUAAGGAGGUGAUGCUUGAAAGAGGCAAUUCCGUAAUUUGUUAAACGAAGUUUAUCAAGUUGAAUAUCAAAACUCUCGGUACAUCGAGAGAAGUACAAUGAGGUCAACAGUUAUGACCUGGGUCACCUGGGUCAGCUGCAAUGCAGAAUGCAGGACUCUAGGAAGUAGGGUACAUCCUACCAGGGGGAGAAAUUGUUGAAGUGAGAUGGGUAAGGGGGGGAGAAACAGCCUUCCCAUCACAAAGUCGUUGCAUUUGUUAUUACCAGCUCCCCCCUCCCCAACAAACCUCCUUAGAAACAGUGGGGCAUUGUUCUGGGAGCUGAUGGCACCAGAUGUUAUGCCACUAGGAGCGAGUGGAUCAUAGGGACUGUCUCCUUCGUCCUUCUUUUUUUCCUAUGUACCAUUUGUUAUUUCGUAUUGUUAUUAUGUAUUUAAACAUUAUUGAGUGUCAUUAAUGUUAAUGAUUGUAAUGGAAUUUGAUAGGAUUAAAUAAUUUUGUUUCGAGGCAUCUGUUACAAAAUUUUGUUUUUAGUUCAUGGUUAUAGUAGGGCAGGAUAAGAAAUUCGUUCUUUAAAGCAAUUUACAUACGCAUUUCUUAAUUCCAGAGAGAGAGU